Molecule: messenger RNA, 2040 nt
Organism: Cordyceps militaris CM01
Lineage: Eukaryota; Fungi; Ascomycota; Sordariomycetes; Hypocreales; Cordycipitaceae
Product: C6 transcription factor, putative
Exons: 8
Coding region: 1-2040 (679 amino acids)
Biological process (GO): DNA-templated transcription
Molecular function (GO): DNA binding; zinc ion binding
Source: RefSeq, a predicted model, not a curated record
AUGCUAUGUCUGUCCUGGCUGGCUGCUGGCUGCUGGCUGCACAACGCCGCCGCCGCCCGCCCUCAACGCGACAACCUGGCUUUGGCUGUUGAGCCCGUCGCUGUACAACAUGUCAAGCGCCAAAGCCACCAAGAAGAGCGCAUUUUCCUGCGAGCCCUGUCGCCGUCGCAAGUGACGCCGCCGCCCAUCCACCAGACCGCCCGACCGGCGACCGCUGACACCAAAAACCACCCCGCUAGCAACCCCACGCUCUCGUAUACCCAGCGCCUCGAGAAACGAAUCAAAGAACUUGAAGACCAGCUUGCCUCAUCAUCUCGGUCGCCCCCUUCCAUCACUGUUUCCGCCCAUUCCAGUCCCUCCACCGCCAGCACCGGUCUCAACGACGGCCGCUCGCCUCCCAAAUCCCACGCCGACGAACAGUCCUUUACCCGUAGCUUUAGUGGCCUCAAAGUCGACGACAAAGGCCGCAUUACAUUCGGCAACGGCGCCAGCGCCAAUGAGCGACCUGCAAACCCAAAUUCCAAUGGCGUCUACGCAUCUGCCGAACUCGACCAGUCAAUACGAGAAAGGCUAGUUGCCAACGCCAUGCAGCAGCGCGCCCUCGAGACCUUUUCAGGAACCCCCCCGCUCUUCAUGUUCAUUUAUAGACCGGCCUUUACUCGAGACAUGCAGAACAUGGGCCAAUACUACUCGCAUAUGCUUCUCAAUGCGCUCAUGUCGCAUUCCGUAAACUGGGGUAGGAAUGAUCCGGCUACGCGGCAGCUACUUGACGAACACUACAGUGGCGGAGAAAUCUUCGGCAAACAUGCUCGCAGCAUGCUAUUUGAAGACAUGAAGCGCGGCGCGUGCACCAUCCCAAUGGUCCAAACCUUGCUGCUCCUCAGUGCUGAGGAAUGCGCUUUUGGCAACACGAUCCAGGCCUGGACUUACAGUGGUCUUGCCUUUCGCCUGAUGGACCAAAUAGGCGUGUGCUUUGAUGGCCAGCGAUAUCCCGGCUCUGUCCCCAUCAACGAGGAAGACAUCGAAAUUCGCCGUCGAAUAUUCUGGAGCAGCUUCUUCUGGGACAAGAUGCUGAGUCUGUACAUGGGCCGAAUGCCCACCUUGCAUCUCACCCCUGCCUCGCCACCACUCGUCAUGUACGACGAUUCGGCCGAGAACGAGCUCUGGGAGCCCUUUGGCAUGCCGCCCGAUGGAAGAACAUGGAAUUACCCGGCCUCCACGGCGCACUCGGCCACUUGCUUCAUCGCCAUGAUCCGGCUUUCGCUCAUUUUUAACGAGAUCUUGCUCCACAUGUACGACCCCGUUAUCCCCAAUACUGAGAUCGAGAUGCUCGAAUGCGUGGCGUCCCAAGGCCUGGCAAUGGACAAGUGGUGGGACGACUUUCCUCCAUAUCUCAAGAUGGACGCCGCCAAUCUCCCGGCCAUUGGACCGCCGACGCACCUAUUCACCUCAAAGCCGAUGCUCACGCGCCAUUACGACACGGGGAUUGACGGCCAACUGCCGUGGAGCACGUAUCUUAUCAACUGCGUGACGUCGGCGACUGCCACCAUUGCCAUUUUUGAUCUGUUUGCCAGAACAUACAGUAUUAAAUACUGCGCCUUGUCGAUAUCGUACAGCAUGUAUAUCGCCGCGUCUGUCUUCUUGCUUCAGGUUCAGGCCAUGCCCAACGACUUCCAGGCCAUCAGGCGUCUGGACUAUUGCCUCCACAUGCUGCACAGAGUGAUGGUGUUCAAUCCAAUCAUCGGUCGUUCGACGAAUUUCAUUUUGAAAGAGCUCGUUGCCAUUGGCAUCUCGUUUGAUGUGGCGGGCGGGUGCCUCGUAGAGACCGCAUCGCGCCGUCCGCUCGCGCCCCAAAACAGACAGCUUUAUCAACGUCCACUCGAGUCGACGACGGAGCUAGCUGCGCAAUCUUCGACACACGCUUUAUUUUACUCGACGAUCGGGGACGAUUUCGGAACCGGGGCUGUGCAUCCUGACGUAUACCACGCGAUGAUAGGUCUCGAGCCUGUGACAGUUCGCUUCUGUACGCUUGACGACUGA